CCCAAGGGUGCUUGUUCUCUCGAUCUUAUAUUAUUAUUAUUCAAGUAGUAUAUCGAAACCCUAACCCCCAAAUUCCACACACAAUUCAAUCUUCAAACCAUCAUAUCCUCAAUAAACAAACCAGAAUGCAAAAUCAACAGCAUCAAAGGCUGAAGCUUCAACAACAACAAGCUUUGAUGCAGCAAGCUCUCCUUCAACAGCAAUCGCUCUAUCAUCCUGGCCUCUUAGCACCUCCACAGAUUGAGCCAAUCCCAAGCGGAAAUCUGCCUCCUGGGUUUGAUCCAAAUACAUGCCGCAGUGUGUACGUGGGGAACAUUCAUAUACAAGUGACGGAACCACUUCUUCAAGAGGUUUUUGCAAGUACUGGUCCUGUUGAAGGCUGCAAACUCAUAAGAAAAGAGAAGUCGUCUUAUGGAUUCAUUCACUACUUUGAUCGUAGAUCCGCUGCACUUGCUAUAUUAUCUCUAAAUGGGAGGCAUUUGUUUGGUCAACCUAUUAAAGUCAACUGGGCAUAUGCCAGUGGGCAGAGGGAGGAUACAUCAGGUCACUACAACAUAUUUGUCGGUGAUCUUAGCCCUGAGGUCACCGAUGCUAUGCUGUAUGCAUGCUUUUCGGUUUAUCCUAGUUGUUCGGAUGCAAGGGUUAUGUGGGAUCAGAAAACUGGCCGUUCACGAGGUUUUGGCUUUGUUUCUUUCCGCACCCAACAGGAUGCUCAAAGUGCUAUAAAUGACUUAACCGGGAAGUGGCUUGGCAGUAGGCAGAUACGGUGCAAUUGGGCUACAAAAGGUGCUGGUACCAGCGAUGAAAAACAGGCUUCAGAUUCUAAAAGCGUGGUGGAGCUAACAAACGGGUCUUCAGAGGAAAGUAAGGAGCCUGUUAACGGUGACGCACCGGAGAAUAACCCGCAGUUUACCACUGUUUAUGUUGGUAACCUUGCUCCAGAAGUUACUCAGCUUGAGCUUCAUCGCCACUUUCAUGCCCUUGGUGCUGGAGUAAUUGAGGAAGUACGAGUUCAGCCGGAUAAAGGGUUUGGUUUUGUGAGAUACAAUAAUCACGCAGAGGCCGGUUUGGCUAUUCAAAUGGGAAACACUCAAUCCAUUCUUUACGGUAAACAAAUUAAGUGCUCUUGGGGCAGUAAGCCGACUCCACCAGGAACAACUUCAAACCCGCUUCCGCCACCUGUGCCUGCACCAAUGCUGUCAGCUGCCGACUUGUUGGCAUACGAGAGACAAUUCGCGUUAAGCAAGAUGGUCGGGGUCCACGGGCUCAUGCACCCUCAAGGGCAGCACCCUCUUAAACCGGCAACUAUGGGCGGUAUGAGUAUGGGUGCUGCUGGAGCGAGCCAGGCUAUUUAUGAUGGUGGUUUCCAGAAUGUUGCUGCUGCCCAACAACUCAUGUAUUAUCAGUGAGUGAUUACGUGGCGUUAUUGUAUGCGAUGUUUUGUGUUUUUCUUUUUUUCGGGUUUCUAGGAGGCUUUAUGAUGUUCCUCUUUGUUUUUUUUUAUUUACCCCAAUGUUGUUCUACUUCUAUAUGCUUGCCAUGGGUAUGGAUACAUAUGGUAUGAUGUCUGUUAAUUGCUAGUGAUGGAGAUGCAUGCUUUUGUACCUGUAACAAGUGCCUUUGUUGGUU
Molecule: messenger RNA, 1629 nt
Organism: Helianthus annuus (common sunflower)
Lineage: Eukaryota; Viridiplantae; Streptophyta; Magnoliopsida; Asterales; Asteraceae
Product: oligouridylate-binding protein 1B
Exons: 12
Coding region: 126-1409 (427 amino acids)
Molecular function (GO): mRNA binding
Source: RefSeq, a predicted model, not a curated record